Messenger RNA from Abrus precatorius (Indian licorice), 3144 nucleotides. Its product is annotated as ELF3-like protein 2. NCBI's taxonomy places the organism in Eukaryota, Viridiplantae, Streptophyta, Magnoliopsida, Fabales, Fabaceae. The record is from RefSeq and is a predicted model, not a curated record. Bases 902 to 2938 code for a protein of 678 amino acids. Gene Ontology annotation, biological process: regulation of photoperiodism, flowering. The transcript has 5 exons.
ACUGCAUCUAUCUCCAAUCAUCAAUAUUGAAUAUGCCAUGUUACUCUCCCUCCUCUUAUAGUCUUUCCCUCAUUCUCCUUUUUCAAUUCAAAAACAUGGUAGGGUCACUCACAAUGCAGGUGUUGCUGCUCUCUCAACUCAAAGGCCAACACUUUCAAUUCUCUAGAUAUUUGGAUAUUUCACGUUUGUGGGGUCCUUACUACUACCCCAUAUUACCCUUUAGCUAGUUUGCUAUCACUUUUUUUAAAAGAAAGAACGAAAAUUGAUGGUGGCCUCGUGGUUUCAUGGUGGCCUUGUGUUCCUAUUCAAUCUAUCGUCCUUCAAACUUGUUUUUUAAUAUAUAUUUUUUCUUUCUCUAAGUGUUGUUUUCUGUUCUGUGAUGAGCCUUUAUUUGUUGUCCUUGUUUACCUCUUAACUUUCAUUUGGGUUCUUAAGAAUUUUUUUUAAGUAAAUUCAUUCUUGGGUUUGUUGUUUGACUAUCUUUGGUUUUCAGCUAAAAAGUUGUUCAAUUUUUGAGAACUUGAUCGGGAACUUGUGAAUUUUUGUUUUUUCCUCUCAUUUCUCAUGUUUUCCUCCCUUUUGCUAAUAAUGUACAAUCAGAAAAACUGUUUCUAUGAAGCUGGUUGAUCUUUUUGUGUGUUACACCAUGAAUAGCUCUAGAAUUAAAUGAUUUAUUUUGACAGGGUUGGGUUUUCCACCUUUUUUUGGCUAAAUUGUGCCAUCAGAACUUGUUUCUGUCGUGAGGAUUUGGGUUUGUGAUACUCCGGAAGUGGUUUUUUCUACUGAAAAACACAUGUUCAACUGGCAAUUUUCUAUGAAAGAAAUGAGAAUAAUGUUAGGUAAAUUUGGCAGAGAUAUGAACCUUUUGUGAGUGGAUAGUGUAUAGAGAAGGAGGACUAGGAUGAGGGGAGGAAUUGAUGAGGGAAAAGAGUUAAGCCCAAUGUUUCCUAGGUUGCAUGUGAAAGAUGCAGAUAAAGGAGGGCCAAAAGCACCCCCAAGGAAUAAGAUGGCACUCUAUGAACAACUUAGCAUCCCUUCUAGAAGUUUUGCCUCAGGAUCAGCAUCCUUGUUUCCUCUCCCACUCAGAAACUGCACAGUUCCUACUUCAUCUAGCCACGUCGAUAGCAGUCAAAGGAUCCAAUUAUUCACCUUCAAUGCAUCUUCUAUUCGGGAUGAGAAGAUUCAAGCCUAUAAUUCCAGAAAGAUUAACUCAACCAAAUUGACACAAGAUGAUUCCAUUAAUAGUAAGAAUUCUCCAAAAACACUUGAUGUUGAGGAUGCUUUCUUAACUUCUGGUUCUGCCCUUGAGAAAAAUUCUCGCUGUAGCAUCAUCCAAAAAGAUAAAGAUGAAGACAAACUUGCUCACAGUAAUUUGAGAUGUUCAGAUAGAAGUCUAAGUUCAAUAAAUAAAGCGAAUUCAUUAACUGCCAUAGAACUGAAGGCAGCAAAAUAUAGGAAGAAUCAGCUGCAAGGUGAGCACACAAAAGUGAAGGAAGGGCAUCCUCACCCAUUAGAUGGUUUGGAUGAUAUGACAGAUGCAUCAUUAAUCUCAUUGGUCAAAGGUAAAAUUUCUAAAUCAAUUAAUAAAGAGCAUAGAUCUUUGAAAGAAGAAAUUAGAAGUAUUUCAAUAGAUAGCUUGAAAACACUGCAAGGUAGCAGAGUCCAUACACAUGAAGAGCAUGCAACUUUUGGUAACAAAAUCAAUUUAAGGGACCAUCACAUUGAGAAGCCAGCAGUGAGUGAUGUCCACAAAAGUUCUUGUGAGUUAGAAAUUGGUAGAAGGUUCUGCUUCCAGGGUAAGGAAGAUGAGAAUGAAGAAGAGUGCACGUUGGGUAUGGAUAUUUCCCCAGACAAUGUAGUAGGAGUUAUAGGUGAAAAGCAAUUUUGGAAAGCUAGAAGGAUUAUCAUCAAUCAACAGAGACUCUUCAUCAUUCAAGUGUUUGAGUUGCAUAGACUGAUAACGGUGCAACGACUAAUUGCAGGGUCACCCCAUAUACUACUUGAAGGUAACGUUACACCUAACAAGCCACCACCAAAAACAUCCACACCAAAGAAAUUACAAUCUGAAUUUGUGAGCGAACAACCAUUCUCAGUUGUCAAACUAGACAACAAGUCUAAGAAGGCCUCCACUAUUGAGCAUGCUAAGAACAAUGCAAUUGGGAAGAUUCCCAUUCCUUUUGUCAACAAUGUAAGCAAAGGCCAUGAACAUCAGCUAUCAAAUUAUGGUCAUCAUUUUGGAAACUUUGCAAUAGCCUCUCCAAAUAUAAAUUCCACACAGUCUCCAAGCUAUGUCUAUCCACCACCAGGAAACCAAUGGUUAGUUCCUGUCAUGUCCCCAUCUGAAGGUCUUGUAUACAAGCCAAUCAUAGGGCCAUGCCCUCCAAAUGCAGGUUUCAUGGCUCCUAUAUAUGGUACAAUGAGCUUCAAUCCAGGAAGCAAGGAUGUUUCAGAUGCUCCAAGUUCUCACCAAAACUUUGGAAUCCUUUCUAGUCCAUCUUUACCUCAAUUCCUGCCACCACAAUUCAUGCAUCCAUCUUCUGUAUCAACUUCCGUUGUUGAGCAUAUAGGGCAGUCUAAUGGUCCUGAAAAUCACCACUCAUGUGGAGAGGUUAGUUCUGCCAUAUUGUACCAAAGGCAAGGCUCAUCUAACAUGUCUAGUCAAACUAGUCAAGUCAUGUCAAGAAACAUUUCAACUCAUCAGUCAUUGAAAGAUAAAGAAUUGCAAAGAAGCACAGCUAGUAGUCCAUCCAAAAGGGUGAAAGGAAAUGUGCUUCCUUUGUUUCCGUUGGCACCAACAUUUUGGCCAUCAGGAGAUAGUAAAACACAGGUUGAACAGCAGCCAAAAGUGAUCAAAGCUAUGCCUCAUAAUCCAAAAUCAACAUCAGAAUCAGCUGCACGGAUUUUCAGGUCAAUACAAGAAGAAAGGAAACAUUUGUAACUAGUGACUCACUAGUCUAUCUCAUGACAUUUCCAUUGAUUUGAAAUAUUCUAAUUUGACAAUAUACCUACCCUUACUCUCUAACAUUGUAUCUAUAACCAUUUUUGUCUGAUAAAUAUACCCCACAAAAUUGGUAAUAAUUUCUUAAGACUUUCAAGGAAGAAAGCACAUGGGUGAAGCUAAAGCAGGAUUGUAAUAAAUUCAUG